Molecule: messenger RNA, 1510 nt
Organism: Tripterygium wilfordii
Lineage: Eukaryota; Viridiplantae; Streptophyta; Magnoliopsida; Celastrales; Celastraceae
Product: stress-response A/B barrel domain-containing protein UP3
Exons: 10
Coding region: 179-1048 (289 amino acids)
Source: RefSeq, a predicted model, not a curated record
GUUUUUCCUGGUCCACCCGUUUCUACAUCCGGAAAUCAGUUCCGUUCCCUCACUCAAGCCUCUACUUCAAAACCCUCUCGAAUGCGAAUAACCAAAAUCCUCACGGAAGAAGAGAAAGGAAGAGCAGAGGGUGAAAGGAAAAUCUCUCCAAAGAAAGGAAAUCUCGAAGAAUCAUUCAAUGCUCAGACAAGCCCUUACCGUGAGCCCAAUCUUUCCCAUUCGUCCUAAACACCAUAAGCGGUUUUGUCGCUUAUGUUCGCCUUCGAUUCCGGUGAACGCUUUUUCUCAAUUAAAAGGAGCUAUGUAUAUGAGGCAUUUGGGAAUGGUGUUAUCAGCGUCUAUGCAGCAGACAUCUAUGGUUAUGCCGAGGAAGAAAAGAAAGGUGGUGGAGCACAUAUGUCUGCUUAAAACUAAGGAAGAUCUGGGUGAUGAGGAAGAGAAGGAUAUGCUGGAUUAUCUUUAUACAACGCAAUAUCAGAUGAGAGGCAUUGUUGCAAUAUCAUUAGGACGAAUCGCUGAUAGCAAUGUUGAAAAUUAUACACAUGCAGUUUACAUGCGUUUCCAGACAAAGGAAGAUCUUGCCAAGUUCUAUGAGAACCCUUUCUAUUUGGGAGUUCUCAACGACCAUGUGAUGCCUUAUUGCCAUGGAUUAAUGAAUGUGGAUUAUGAAUCUGAAGUUGAAGAUGAUAUUCUUCCUAUAUUCCGUAAAGGAGAGGAAUUUAACUUUGGCUUAGAAUUUGUGCUUUUGAUUGCAUUUGUUGAGAGUGCAUACGGUGUAUUGGCAGAAGGUGCUUUGGCAUCUCUUGACAAAUUGACAGAACAAUUUCCAUCCUUAAUUGUUCAAUCUACUCAAGGUCCAAAUUUUAAUAGUGGGAGUCAGGAGUACACACAUGGGGUGGUGACAAGAUUCCGAUCAGUCGAGGCUUUCGAGAUAUUUGUGGCCAGCCAAGAAUAUGAAGAUAUUUUUGUAUCGAAACUCCAGCCAUUGACAAAGAAGAUGCUUCCUAUUCAUUUUUCUGUUGAUCCAGUGGGCACAGAGCUAAUGUAAUAAGGGUUUACCACUUUUUCAGAAAAAAUGAAAGGAGAUACAAAUUUACGGAAAUAUUGCUGGCUUAAAAUGGCCUUUCCAGCAGACUUUGUUUGUUCUGGCACUGACCACAAAGGUAAAGGGAGAUUCUGAAUUGUGAAAAGGGAAAUGGAUUUCCUUGCUGUAAGUCACCAGAGAAUGAUGUUAAAUUGAUGGAUUUCUAAUCUUCGAAGUAGAUCGAGCAACAUCAGUUUCCUCCCUUCCCUUUCGUAGGUGAAUUUGGUCGCAUGAGAAGGGACGAGGAGUGGAUGUGUAGGAGCAAUACACCUUUUACCUGUGGAUCAUGAUCAUCCAUGGCGGGAUUAUAAUUAAAAAUAUAAAAGCAUUGGAUUAAUUGGAUGCUUAUGAGUGUUUAUGCACUAUACAUGUUCAGAUGAAAGUUGAGUGUUUAUCCAACUUCCUUUAUUGCUGAUUUUUACUUUA